AUGCCCGGUCACCUACAGUCAUCCUGGAACAGCCUCAUUGUCCUGUUCCGGUGCCUCAAGGUGCCCGGUCACCUACAGUCAUCCUGGAACAGCCUCAUUAUCCUGUUCUGGUGCCUCAAGGUGCCCGGUCACCUGCAGUCACACUGGAAGAGCCUCAUUAUCCUGUUCCGAUGCCUCAAGGUGCCCGGUCACCUACAGUCAUCCUGGAACAGCCUCAUUAUCCUGUUCCGGUGCCUCAAGGUGCCCGGUCACCUGCAGUCAUCCUGGAACAGCCUCAGGCACCUUGAGGCACCGGAACAGGAUAAUGAGCUUGCCAUCAACCCUAUCCUGUACAACGCGCUGUCAGUCAAGUUCCGACGAGCCUUCAAGAAAAUGUUGUGCUGCGGUUCGGGUCCCGAAGUUGGCCGUACGGUGACUGUGCUCUACAGCGACGGCACGCGACGCCUCAACAAAACCAACUCGCGCUCGCAGAUAGAAAUCCAUCAAACUACCACAACCGUCACUUCAGCGUACACUUUCAAUACUCAACACCUUCAUCAUCCUUACAUUCAUCACUAUAACCCUCAUCACCAUUCUCGCACGUCAGCAGGUUUCAAUAAACCAUACGACGAUGGAAACAUUCGUGACCACAGUUUCAAGCAACGUGGGAGUAGAAACGGCAGGUUUCAAGUAAAGAAGAGGUUCUCUAGCCACGAUGCAUUGAGGUUUGAAAGCAAUGAAGAUACAGGCACCAGGUAUGAGGGUAAAAGUGCAGUCAAGUACCAGGAAGAGUCAAAUAAGCGAUACGACAAAGAAAUAAUCGAUAGCUCCCGACAACGGGAAAGUCCUCUCAAGUAUGUGGAUGAUAGCCCCGAGGCGGCGUGCCCGGGUGACUGUUACGAGCUCGGUGCCAUGAGCUACUUCAGCACCUCCGCCGCUCAGUCGCCCCAGACGCCUCAACGGCCUCACUCACUCGGGUCUCUGACAUCGUUGUCGCGGCGGACCAAAGACUGCGAUAUCGAAGUCGUGCAUCUUGAUGACUGCAACAGCGUCUCACUACAGCAGAAUUGAUCACAGAUACCGUUACAGGCGGCGGCAUUGAUCAGCACAAUCGCUCUCGUACAAUCACGUGUCGAUGAACUGUAGUUUUGAACGGAAAACUCAUGAUGUGCGUUGUUUUUGGAGCUACUAUCCUGGAUAAAAGAUAAAACCAGAGAUCGCAUCAUAAGUAUACUUUUGAUGAUCUUUUUAGUGAGGUCCUUUCAAAGUGUUCUAGAAUUUUUUUUUGUUCUCAUACCAAAUUAAAAUGAGCACUACUGAUCUUUUGAAUCAACGCACCACUUAAUAAAAAUGAAAUGUUCACGCUGUAAAAAUGAACAGUAUUCAUAUUUUGGUAGAGAGUAUUUUUAAAUUUAUCCUAAUUCUAUAGAGUGUUAAUAACAGGUACAAUUCUUCACAAUUCUUCAGAUUUUUGGCACUGGAAUCAAAUAGUUUAAAUGCGAAUAGAAAUUGAAUGAAAGAAGUCAGCUUAAUUAAAUUACUACAGCUUCUGAAGUUUUAUUGGUUUUAACGGAAAGGAAAAUCGAAAAAAAUUAAAUGCUCACAAAAAUUAUUUUUGGCUUUCGAGAAGAAAGCAUCGCCAGUUUGAUGAUCUGAAAAUUUAAACAUGAAUUCUUCAUUGAGGUUCGGAAGGAAAUAUUUAUUCCUUGUAUAGCAGGGAGUAUUUAUUAAAUUCCCGACCAUAUAAAGAAAUCAAAAUGAUUGCCCUGAACUGCGAUCGAGUGAAGCUGCGCAAAAUGCUAAAAGAAAUUUGGUACAUCGAUGCGAAACAGUAAAAAGCUCUGAGGUAUUAUAAUUUCAAAUAUCUAAGUAAUUUAUUACGAGUAAAAUGGAAACCCUAAGUUCCUUGCCACGCGCAUAAUGGAUUCAAAUACCGUUUUUUUAACGAACAUGAACAAGAAUGCGUGAUAUACGAGUUGAGAUUCAAAAGUAAGAUAAUGUCUUGGGAAUUAUAAUUCUUGUAUUUUGUAUGACGAGAGAGUUCAACUAUAAACUUCAGCUAUUUUUGAAUGUGGAAUAACAUUUAUUUAACUUCAUUAAAUAUCUAUUAUUAUUUG
Messenger RNA from Hyalella azteca, 2096 nucleotides. RefSeq lists its product as uncharacterized. The transcript is spliced from 3 exons. Lineage: Eukaryota; Metazoa; Arthropoda; Malacostraca; Amphipoda; Hyalellidae. The coding region runs from base 1 to 1050 and encodes 349 amino acids. The record is from RefSeq and is a predicted model, not a curated record.